UUUCGCCGGUUCUUCUGGUGUUCCGUGUGGAAAGUUUACCGGCUCGGGUGCAAAGUUUCAGUUCGUCUGCAAACUGGAGCUCGGGCGAGCGUCGACAUUAUGGUGUUUGCCAAGUCACUAUAAUUCCGAUGAAUCUUCUUCCAGUUGAAGUGCUGCUGACGUUACGGGGUAACUGUAAGUGUGAGUGUAGUGUGGGGUGCUCGUAUUGUCUCUCUGGGAGCCAGUUAGCUCGAGUUGUCAGCACGGAGUUCAUACUAGCUAGCUUGCCGGAGUGAGCUAGCCCCCCCCCCCCCCCUCCCCUUCUAUAACAUCGACUGGAAAAUGGCUUGUGAGCCUAAUCGAGUCCGGCUGCUAUGCAUGCUCUUGCUGACGUUCGCCUUUUUCAUCGUGGAGGUGGUGGUGAGCCGGAUCACCGCAUCCCUCUCGAUGCUGUCCGACUCCUUUCACAUGCUGUCGGACGUCAUCGCUCUGAUCGUAGCUCUCGUCGCGGUGCGCUUCGCCGAGAAGACCCAAGCGACCGAGAAGAACACGUUCGGCUGGAUCCGGGCCGAGGUAAUGGGGGCGCUGGUCAAUGCCGUUUUCCUCACGGCGCUGUGCUGCACCAUCGUGCUAGAGGCGAUCGAGCGCUUCACCGAGGCCCGCGAGAUCGAGCAGCCGCAGGUGCUCGCCGGCGUGGGAUUCGCGGGACUGGUGGUCAACCUGUUUGGGCUCUGCUUGUUCCACGGCCACGCCAGCGGAGGACACGGACACUCGCACGGGGGAAAGAAGAGCAAAGGCGCAAAGUCUCACCGGGCCGGCAACGGGACUCCAGGGGAAACCAACAUUUUGGUGGGGAACCACAGCAGCUCCACGGACGCCUGUCAAACCGACAUGAGCCCUAAAGAAAGCGCAGAGAUGCAGAUCAACGGCGGCGCUCAGUACGAGGACAUAGAUCACGACCACAAUGCAUCCUCACAGCUCAACAUGCGCGGCGUCUUCCUCCACGUGCUUGGCGACGCCCUGGGCUCCGUCAUCGUCGUGAUCAACGCUCUCAUUUUCAUCUUCGUGUGGCAGCCCUGCAACAAAGACGAGCUCUGCGUCAACCCAUGUAUCAAGAGCCACGCCACCGACCACUACCAUGGCAACCACACGCUGGUGGAUCUCAUAGGGGGCCCCGGCACACCCAGCACCAAGAUGGCGGGCCCCUGCUGGGUGCUCUACCUGGACCCCACACUCUGCCUCAUCAUGGUGUGCAUCCUGCUGUACACCACCUACCCGCUGCUCAAGGAAUCAGCCCUCAUCCUGCUGCAGACGGUCCCGAAGCAGAUCAACAUCCACCGCCUCAACGAGCGCCUGCUCAACCUCGACGGAGUCCUGGCCAUCCAUGAGCUGCACGUGUGGCAACUGGCGGGCAGCCGCAUCAUUGCCACGGCGCACAUCAAGUGCCAUGAUCCCACAUCCUACAUGGACGUGGCCAAGCGCAUCAAGGACUUUUUCCACAACGAGGGCAUCCAUGCCACCACCAUCCAGCCCGAGUUUGUCACAUUCAGUUCUGAGUCCCAGGAUUCCUUGUGCGAGCUCUCCUGCCGGACUCAGUGCGCCCCCAAGCUGUGCUGCGGUGCCAGCGACAAGCAGAACCCCGUCAUCGACAAGAAGACAGCUGGUGACCUCAGGGUCAUUGGCGAGAGCCCGGAGCCGGCCGCCCUGCCACUGGUGCAGCCGGAGGUCAUCAUCACGUCGGAGGUGGAGUCGUCUCUGUGAGAGAAACUGGAAGCUGGAUCAACUGCUGUUGUUCAAUAUGGGAAAAUUGGCUCCAGCUCUACCAGCGAGCAUGCAAUUUUUCAACCUAAGUCUUUUUGUCACAAGCCCCCUCAAUCUGGGUAUGAGUUUCCAAAAAGUAUCUGAUUACUUCCUUUGUUUUUAAAUCAAAACCAAAGGGUUGCCUGAUUUUCCAUAGUAGAAAUUGAAAAAUGGGCCAAAUGAUUGAGUUUGAUUUUAAUAAUAGUUUAGCAGAAUGUUUGGUAACAAGUAUCCAUAAAGAUACGUUUUCUUGUUAUUUGCCACAAUUAGUCAGGAAAAUUUGUUGAGACAAAAUGUAUAUCUCUCUCUUGGCACACCUCUCACAGCACACUGGUUUCGGAAUGAUGUCGUACUUACGGUGUCCCUCAAAGGGCCGUAAUGACUGAAAACCUUUUAACUGUCACCAUCGUAGUAUCACAUAUACGUACACAAUGAAUUUGAUCACAACCAAAUAAGCAUGCUAUAUUUUGAUUUAUUUUGAUGUGAGGUGAUUUGGUGAAAAUAAAACUGAUGCUUGUAUUUGUCCAAAAUUCACAAACUGGUUCUGACUAGCAAAAGGACAUCUUCUGUGGCUAAUGUUAUUUGCAAUGCUUGUUACCGAAUUCCCCAGUUACUUAAACACAACCAAUCAAAUAUUAAAACCAAACCACGCACUAUGGCCCGUUUUUCAAUUUCUAAGCCAAAAAUGUAAGUAUGAAAAGUCUAGUCUUUUUUUUUUUUUGGUCAGAUUUAAAGACCCCAAAAUAAUGAGUUACUUUUUCACUUGUAAAUUAAAAUGAAAAGACUGAUUGAUACACUGAUUCUUAUAGUCACUGGUGACAUGUCAGGGUUCACUGUCUUUGGAACCUCAUCCAUCCCAUGAUGUUGCUGUGCCAAAAUUUCUCUUCAGAACCUCAAAAUGUCACGCUCAUUUCAGCCUGUGAAUCUUUAUGCGUGUAUUCUCUGAAUCCCCUAACUCCUAAAAAUGGAGUAUUGUAUUGCUUAAUGAAGUAUUUAAGUUAUUAGAAAUAAUCUAUUUCUCUCUGUAGAUCAGGGGUGUCAAAUUCCAGUCCUUGGAGACAGCAUUCCAGCAUGUUCCCCUCACCAAACACACCUGAUUCAAAUGAUCAGUCCAUCCUCACAUUCUGCAGGAGCCUGUUAAUGAUCCUGAUUAAUUGAAUCAGGUGUGUUUAACGAAGGAAACUUGGAAACCAUGUAGGACUGCGGCCCCCGAGGACUGGGGUUUGACACCCCUGCAGUGUAGGCUUCUGCUCUCUUUGGCCCACCAUCUAUGCCGUGAGUUAGAAUUUUUGGCCUUUUUUUUUUGAUAAGCUGGAUGAACAUCUCCUCAGCCUGCCUUGCACUCACUGGCAAAAGCUUUGAGUGUAUCUGAUGUAAACCGCAACGACACGGCUGCAGUCAUUCAGGAUUUAAUGCAUCUCGUUGCUCGAAGACGAGCCCCGCAAUGUCGCCAGUCGGAUCCCCGUGGCGGCCAGUUGUUUGGUUGUGUUCUGUCCAAAAUCAAGAGCUCCAAUGUUGCAUCGUGACACAACUCUUCUCCCAAGCAUACAUGCAGUUUGUUUGUCCGCUGCUUUGGACAGCUGAGCACCCAAGUCCUUCUCGUGGCCUUUAAAUUGUCGAGGGAAUGAAAAGAAAAAAAAGAAAGAAAUCACUCUACAGUUUGUCACUUAACAAGGUGCAAUUGAGAAUUCCACUCCUGAUUCUAUGUAUAUGCAAUGUCAACAAAUGUGCUGGGAAGUAUUUUGACGUUUUCAUUUUUACAAUUUGCAGUCACUUUUACACUGUUGUAAGUACAGUAAUGUGAAAAUAUGAAUUACGUUUGUUUUGUUUUUUAGAUAUGAAAUGUCAGCUGAUGUUUUUUGAUAUGUUAUCUACAGUUGCUGUCCAUUGUGUCAUCUUGAGACAAAAAUAUAUUGCUGUUUGGUACAGUUGCUGUCUCUUGCUCUUUUGUAUAUAUCCAACUUUGACGGGCCCAAAAAUUUGUUGACUUUGUUGAAAUGCAUGUAAUUGAUUAGGCCAGCAACCCAGCAUUAUUUUGAUAAUCAAUUACCUGUUGAUUGAUCAAUCACUGGAAUUAGAUUUUUUUGAGAAAUAAGAUUUCCAUUCCUUUAUUAAUAAGACAUUAUUUCACAUUUGAAGGUGGAGAAAAUCCACAGACUCAUGAUUCUAUUUCUGGUUUAGUAUUUACAUCCAUCAGAACAUUGGCAAGAAUGUAAAAGCAGAUGUUUGUAAAUUUCUUAUUUUUUAAAAGAUCUGCUUUGAUGGAGGACUCAAGAAUCCAAAGAGCAAGGUACACAAACAAGUCUGUCCUGUCCUUAAGCUAACUCUGUGCCAUUUUUUAGCACCCAUCAAGGCUGACACGAUUCGCCAUGUUUAUUCAGCAGCUCCGAGGAAGAGUAUCUUUUGCUUUCAUUGUUUCUCCGUAAACCUCAUUUUGCAACCCCUUAUUUCUUACAAUGGACGUUUAUUUUUUAUUUUUUACACAGUGUGUAGGGUUUUUCUUUUCCUCAUUUUGCUACCCAGUAUUUCUUACAAUGUACGGUUCUUUGUGUUCCGACUGUCAAACACAAUGCAUGGUACCAAAUCAACUUGGCUACAAAAGUCAAAACAAAACUUUGUCAAUGUACUAUUAUUUCCCUGUGUAUUAUUUUCACACAUAAUGCCCAUGCUAGAAACUGCAGCUGUUUGUCAAUGUCCGCUGUGCCUGCUGACCAUGUGAUGGGCGGGGUCUUACAUAAGAGGUGGGGGGGCACUGCAAAGGCAACAUGCACACAAGGCUUUCCCCAACAUUCCAGCGUGCUGCUGUGAUGCUGUUUCAUGUCGAACGCCGCUUUGUGCGUGCUCUCUGUUCACACCAGGUGUUCUUUGCCCCUUGCCUGUGAGCUAUAGUGUACGUGUGCAACAUUAAAAAGCGAGUCAGGAUGC
Molecule: messenger RNA, 4704 nt
Organism: Syngnathus typhle (broad-nosed pipefish)
Lineage: Eukaryota; Metazoa; Chordata; Actinopteri; Syngnathiformes; Syngnathidae
Gene: slc30a1a
Product: solute carrier family 30 member 1a
Exons: 2
Coding region: 322-1740 (472 amino acids)
Biological process (GO): zinc ion transmembrane transport; intracellular zinc ion homeostasis; detoxification of zinc ion
Cellular component (GO): endoplasmic reticulum; Golgi apparatus; membrane
Molecular function (GO): calcium channel inhibitor activity; zinc ion transmembrane transporter activity
Source: RefSeq, a predicted model, not a curated record